AUAAUUUAGGUGUUAAACAUGGAGAAAUCCUCCCAAACUCUCCUGGUAGUGGUAUUGCUGGUGGUGGCAGGGCAGAUUGACAGUAGGAACCUCGGUGAGGUUGAUUUGUCAAAUGAAGAGGCAAUGUCUCAACUUCUAGACCAAAUUGAUGCUACAAGAAUAGGCAACUUCAUUGAGAAUAUGACACUGCAUCCAAGAAACACUCAAAGUGACUGGAUGGGGGAGAAAGAAGAAACGGUGAAACAAAUGUUCAAGGAUUUUGGGAUGGAUGUUAUUACGAAGAAAUACAAAGUCCUUCAGUGUUUCCCUAAAGAUGUCGAUCCAUCAUUGACGGAGGUUCUAAAUGCAGCAGGAGACGUUGUGGAAACUUACAGAGAGGACGGUAACAAAGCAGAACGUAUUCUUCCAGCUUUUAAUGCUUGGUCGAAAAGUGGAACAGUCGAGGGAGAGCCAGUUUACGUGAACUAUGGAAGAAAAGAAGACUAUGACUACCUUACCAAGGAUUUAGGCAUGGAUCUUACUGGAAAAAUAGCUAUUGCUAGAUAUGGAAAGAUAUAUCGAGGAGAUAAGUCCAAGUUUGCAAAACAGAAUGGUAUGAUAGGAGUCAUAAUCUACAUGGACGCGAAGGACUACGCCCCUGAGGGUGUUGAUAGGAUGCCAGAUGGUCCAGCACUACCGGAAACAGGAAUACAGCGGGGAACUCUAAAGGAUGGACUGGGGGAUCCCUCCACUUACCUCUAUCCUUCAACAAAGUACGCGUACCACGACUCACCUGAAGAGUACCAAAGCAGACUCCCUGGCAUUGUUGUCAUGCCAAUCAACUUUAAAAAUGCUCUGCCCCUUCUUGCCAGUCUUGAUGGAGAUGAAGUUAAGGAUGAGUGGCAAGGAGCUGGGAGUGAAACUCUUUUGAAAUACAAAUAUGGACCUGGAUUCAAAAAUGGUUCCAACAAGAAAAAACUUAGGAUAACGGUAAACCUGGAAUACAGGAUGGUUGAGAUAGAAAACAUAUUUGGAGUUAUAAAAGGGCAACAAGAACCAGACAGGUGGGUCAUGAUGGGAAAUCACAGGGACACUUGGGUGCACGGCGCCGUGGAUGCUACAACUGGACUUGCCGCACUGAAUGAGAUUGGACACGGACUGUUCAAACUAAGGGAACAAGGAUGGAAGCCAAGGAGAACCAUUGUACUGGCUAGUUGGGGAGCUGAGGAGCAAGGUAUAAUCGGGAGUACAGAGUUUGUCGAGGACUACAUGACACUUCUCCAAGAGAAGAUGGUUGCUUACAUCAAUGUUGAUGUAGCAGCUUCUGAUCAGAAGUACUUCAAACCUUCAGCCACGCCUAACUUCAGGCCGCUUCUGGAGAGGGCAGCUAAACAGGCAGGUGCACCUCUUGACAGUACAUACGGCACCUUUUACGAGCAAUGGGACACAUUAACAAAAGAAGAACACCCUGAGUUAACUGCCCCAAAGAUCGGAGAUUUGGGUUCUGGUUCGGACUACGCUGCCUUUAUCAACAUGGCAGGAGUAUCCUGCAUCGAUCUGACGAUAGUGGGACCCUACUACACGUAUCACACAGAGUACGAUAACUAUCACUACCUCAGCAACUAUGCUGAUCCUGGAAUGAAGGGAACUAAAGCAGUAGCUGAAGUAGCAGCAGUGAUCCUGCUUGAACUUGCUUCUGAGAAGCUUGUUCCUCUGGAUGCUUCAUCUUACAGUAACUACGUGAAUAAUAAGAUCAGCUCCAGUACUUUGGAGGAGGACCUGGCUGCCAAUGAUAUUGAUUAUGGUAUUCUUAAAAAAUCUCUUGCAAAGUUUGUUGAAAAUGCUCGAGAAUACGAAGACUCCAGGUCAAAGUUGCUUGAAGACAAAUCCAGAAAGCAGAUGGAUAUGCGACGAUUCAACGAUCAGAUGUUGCAGAUGGAACGUAGCUUCAUCUACCCGCCUGGACUCCCUAAUCGCCCUCAAAACAGGCACAUUCUGAUUGCACCAAGUAUACUGAACUCCUACAGUGGAUCAGUAUUCCCAGGCCUGUUUGACUCCCUCACGUUAGCUAAAGAAAUAGACACUGAUGAGAACUGGAAUCAGGUAAAGAAACAGUUGACUAUUGCAGCGUGGGUAACGAAGGCAGCCGCUCGUUCCCUAUCCUCUGAAGUGUUCCCCAACUAAAGAACCCCUUUUACACAUCUCAUCCUAUAGAUAUUUUUUAAAUAUUACCCUUGCGAAGCAUAUCUUCGCAGAAGUUGUAAAACUGAUGCUUGACUAACAUUCGAUACCUCGCAUUUAAAUUUAAGUCAUGCCUAGCAUUAAAUUACACAAGUUUAGAAACUCGUUGUGGAUCACACUAUCACAUGGAAUAAUUCAGUUUAAAGAACAUUUCUUAUAACUUUUUUUAUAAUAAAGAAAGCUAUAUUUUCGUACGUAUGUAUUAUUAUUUUAUUAACUAUGAACUCAUCUUUUAUAAUUUUAUGCAUUAUAGCUGUAUUUAAAUGAAAUAAUCUAAUUUCGGUAGUGGUUAGACAAUCACGGAG
This is a messenger RNA of Bolinopsis microptera, 2525 nucleotides long. RefSeq names its product glutamate carboxypeptidase 2-like. The transcript has 19 exons. Lineage: Eukaryota; Metazoa; Ctenophora; Tentaculata; Lobata; Bolinopsidae. The coding region runs from base 19 to 2163 and encodes 714 amino acids. The record is from RefSeq and is a predicted model, not a curated record. Gene Ontology annotation, molecular function: carboxypeptidase activity.